Messenger RNA from Terrapene triunguis (Three-toed box turtle), 1638 nucleotides. Its product is annotated as dehydrogenase/reductase SDR family member 12. Lineage: Eukaryota; Metazoa; Chordata; Testudines; Emydidae. The record is from RefSeq and is a predicted model, not a curated record. The coding region runs from base 1 to 1089 and encodes 362 amino acids. The transcript is spliced from 9 exons.
AUGCAGCCGCUCCUUAACAGACAUCAUCGUUCAGAACAAUCAGGUUUCAUUGCAGGGCAGUUAACAAUCAACACUGUCCUUACCCGCUGGCUUCUGGCUGAGCCUCAUCAAGAAUUUAACUGCCUGCUUCCUGUGGUGUACAUCAACCUCAAAGCUGCUUUUGAUUCGGCUGACAAGGCUGCAUUUUGUUUUGCUGCAUCUGGCAGAACAACAGAGCCGCCAGCAAUUAUGGGCCAGGCGCAGGUGCAGCAACAGCUCAUGGAGAAGCUGGUGAGUCCCCUGGUUUGGGGUGAUAACCCUGUGGAGGGUUUGGGACUAUGCAAAAUGGGCCUGUUGGAUGACUCUGAUGCCUUUUUGUUACCAUUUGAGAGGGUGGCAUCAGAAGCGGGCUGGGAGAAGAGGAAUAUCUUUUUGCACAUUCUGGAUAUGUCUAAUCCCAAGGGAAUUUGGGAGUUCGCUGAAAAAUUCAAGACUGAACAUAAGUUAAAUGUCUUGAUCAACAAUGCAGGCUGCAUGGUAAACAAGAGAGAACUAACAGAGGAUGGACUUGAAAAGAACUUUGCUACAAAUACCUUGGGUACAUACAUUCUCACAACUGCUCUACUGCCUUUGUUGGAAAAAGAAGAUGAUCCCAGAGUUAUAAUUGUCUCUUCAGGAGGGAUGUUGGUGCAGAAAUUAGAUGUAUCUGAUUUGCAGUCUGAAAACAUAACAUUUGAUGGUACUAUGGUCUAUGCCCAAAACAAGAGACAGCAAGUAGUCUUGACAGAACAAUGGGCUAAAGUGCACAAAAACAUCCAUUUCUCUGCCAUGCAUCCUGGCUGGGCAGAUACACCAGCGGUGAGAUCAGCGAUGCCAGAAUUCUAUGAAAAGAUGAAGAACAAACUGCGCACAGAGGCUCAGGGAGCCGAUACAGUAGUGUGGCUGGCAGUCUCACCUGCAGCAGCUAAGCAAACAAGUGGCCUGUUCUUCCAAGACCGGCAACCUGUUUCUACCCACUUGCUCCUGGCCAGAACAUAUUCUUCACCAGAGGAGGAAGAGAAGCUAAUAGAAACUUUGGAAGAGCUUUCCCAGAAAUUUAAACCCACUUGAUGAUGUCGUCUGUAGACAUUUAUCACCACCCAAUUGAACAGAAAUGAAGCUUUGAAUUAGAAUACUAGCAGAACUGUAUUACACCUGUUACAAAUAUGAGGGGAAGAGAACAAGUUUGCUACAACUAAUAUACUUAAGCAGAAUCACAGUUCACCUUUUAUAACAAGUUGUAAUGUAUACUGUUACUGCAGGCUUUUAUAAGAUAGCAUAAGCUAUUGAGCAGUUGAAUAUGAAUUCAGAUUUUGCUCCCCUGAAGUCCUACCUCUGUCAUGUCAUACAUGGGAGUACAUGCACCUUGCUUCAAGUAUGUAAAGGAAACAGCAGAGAGAGGUAUUUCAGCAUUGGGUUGCUCAUAUGUGCCUUUAACAAACAGGUUCUAGCCUAGUACCAUUACUAAUUAGUGACUGCCCCAUAAACCUGUGUGGCUACAAUCAGUUAGUUAGUGCUUGGUUAGACUUUACCUCUACUAUUUAGGUUUUGCUAGUGUCAGUAUUCUCCCCUUGCACUCACAACUCAACCACUGCUUUAUACCAGUAGAGGACUGUGCUG